Messenger RNA from Carica papaya (papaya), 2008 nucleotides. RefSeq names its product cyclin-dependent kinase C-1-like. Gene Ontology annotation, molecular function: ATP binding; RNA polymerase II CTD heptapeptide repeat kinase activity. Gene Ontology annotation, biological process: protein phosphorylation; positive regulation of transcription elongation by RNA polymerase II. Gene Ontology annotation, cellular component: cyclin-dependent protein kinase holoenzyme complex; nucleus. NCBI's taxonomy places the organism in Eukaryota, Viridiplantae, Streptophyta, Magnoliopsida, Brassicales, Caricaceae. The record is from RefSeq and is a predicted model, not a curated record.
GGUUGGAUUCGUUCUUAUCAGAUUUUCUAACAGAAGAGGUUGUGUGGGUGCUAUGAAACAAGAAUAGAAUCGAAUCUACAGAUCUCAAUUGAAGGGGGGGUUCACGCAGUUCUAUCUCAAUUUGGAGUGCGGUAGAGCUUACUGUUUGGUUCGGUAGAAAAAUUGGAGAUGGUAUUGGAAAGUUAAUUGGAAAAUUUUCGAAGAAGAGGGGGGGGAUGGCGAUAGCAGCAGCCGGGCAGCUGAAUGUGACCGAAUCUCCAGUUUGGGGAUCCAGAAGUGUCGAUUGUUUCGAGAAAUUGGAGCAGAUUGGCGAGGGCACAUACGGUCAAGUUUACAUGGCCAGAGAAAUAAAGACAGGUGAAAUUGUUGCUUUGAAGAAAAUACGAAUGGAUAAUGAGCGAGAGGGGUUCCCAAUAACUGCUAUACGCGAAAUCAAAAUUUUAAAGAAGUUGCAUCAUGAGAAUGUAAUAAAGUUGAAAGAGAUUGUGACUUCUCCUGGUCCUGAGAAGGAUGAGCAGGGUAGGCCAGAUGGUAACAAGUAUAAAGGUGGCAUCUACAUGGUUUUUGAGUAUAUGGACCAUGAUUUGACAGGUCUUGCUGAUCGUCCUGGGAUGAGAUUUUCAGUUCCACAGAUUAAGUGCUAUAUGAGGCAGCUUUUGACGGGACUUCAUUACUGUCACCUAAAUCAAGUUCUUCAUCGUGAUAUCAAAGGUUCUAAUCUUCUUAUAGAUAAUGAGGGUAAUCUCAAGCUUGCUGAUUUUGGACUUGCACGAUCCUUCUCAAAUGAUCACACCGGGAACCUUACAAAUCGUGUUAUUACUUUAUGGUACAGACCACCAGAAUUGUUACUCGGAACGACAAAGUAUGGUCCAGCUGUGGAUAUGUGGUCUGUUGGUUGUAUCUUUGCUGAGCUUCUGCAUGGGAAACCAAUUUUCCCUGGUAAAGAUGAGCCAGAACAAUUAAAUAAGAUUUUUGAGCUUUGUGGAGCCCCAGACGAAAUCAACUGGCCUGGUGUUUCAAAGAUUCCUUGGUAUAACAACUUCAAGCCAACAAGACCGAUGAAGAGACGUCUAAGGGAGGUUUUUAGGCAUUUUGAUCGUCAUGCUCUGGAGUUGUUGGAAAAAAUGCUGACUCUUGAUCCUUCUCAGAGAAUUUCUGCUAAGGAUGCGCUUGAUGCAGAGUAUUUCUGGACUGAUCCUUUGCCUUGUGACCCCAAGAGUUUACCCAAAUAUGAGGCCUCGCAUGAGUUUCAAACUAAGAAAAAGCGACAGCAACAACGACAACAUGAAGAAAAUGUUAAACGUCAAAAACUACAGCAUGCUCAGCAACAUUCACGCAUUCCAAACAUUCAGCAGACAGGGCAAGCACAUGGGCAAAUGCGGCCAGGACCAAACCUUACCAUGCAUGGUUCUCAACCUCCAAUUGCUGCAGGGCCAAGCCACCAUUAUGCAAAGCCUCGUGGACCUUCUGGAGGGCCAGGGAGAUAUCCACAGGGUGGAAAUAGUGGAGGAUAUAAUCACCCUAACCGGGGAGGUCAAGGUAGCGGACCAUAUCCCUCGCAAAAUCGAGGCCCACCAUAUGGUUCAAGUGGGAUGGGAGGUGCAGGUCCCCGAGGUGGAGGGGGUAGCGGGUAUGGAGCCAAUGCUCCUAAUUAUUCUCGGGGUCCAUACAGUGGUUCUGGUGCUGGUCGUGUCGAUGUGAUGAAUGGAAACCGGAAUCAUCAGUAUGGCUGGCAGCAGUAGUGGCACACUUUGAUGAUUGUAUCUAAUGGUAUUUUGGAGAGGAGACAUGUAAACUAAAUGGUCAAAGUUGAGAUAUGUGAGGAUGACGAUCUUGGUUUUUUUUUUUUUUUUUUUAAAUAACAAUAAUCAUCUGCAACAUGUAUCUGUAGAAAUAUUUACCUAUACUAUACCUUGUGAGGGUGUGACAUUACCUUUCAUUGACCUAGAUGAUGUAAUCAUGAAGCCAAUUUCCUGGCUUGUUCCCAAAAACAUUUACUUCUAAGACA